UAACAGUGUUCCAUUGUUAUGUCCUCUGUGCUCUGCAAAAGGACUGGAGGAGUGUGGUGUUCCUCAACUCUUCGAAAUUUCUUCGGAUUGUCUUUGUUACUAAGACUAGCAAAACCACUGCCGACGGCAAAGUUUAAUUUUUUUUGUUCUCUUACAUGCUGGUUUAUUCUAGUAGCUGUAUUGAAUCUACUCAACAAUGAGUUCUCAGGGAUUCCAACCGAAAGAAAAUGAUGAUACUUUUAAUAUCACAGCAAAAAUACCCCAGUUUUUCAAGAUAAUUCUUCAAAGUACUGUCCUUGAGGGAAGACUCCGGAUUCCGAAAAAAUUUGUGAAGAAUCAUGGGAAGUGUUUAUCAAGUCCAAUGAUCCUUAAGGUUCCCACUGGAAAUACAUGGAAAGUAGAAUUGUUAAGGAGUGGGGAUGAUGUUUGGCUAGCCAAGGGUUGGCAGGAAUUCACAGAGUAUCACUCACUGAAACAUGGCAACAUGUUAGUGUUUAAAUAUGAAGGAGAUUGCCAAUUCAGUGUGCUUAUAUUUGAUAUGAGUGCUGUAGAGAUUGAGUAUCCAGAUAGGGAUAUUCAUUCAGGGAAAGAGACAGAAAAGCAUGAAAAUGAAGAGGAUUUCAAGGGAAAAGUACAAAACAAGAGGUCUAAAGGCAACCAAUCCCCAGUUAUAGAUAUUGAUGAUUCAGAUUGCUUCAUUCAAGAAUCUAGAGGAAAGUCCAGCAAAUUGAGGAGGAAAAGGGGUGUUGGUAAGAAACCUGGAAGGCCUCCAAAUUCAAAUAUUUCUACAGAUCAUGAAUCUGCCAAUAAAUUUACCUCAAGCUAUCCAUAUUUCGAGGCCAUUUUGGGCGCAAAUGGUACGGGGCAAAUCUACGUGAGAGUACCGACUAGCUUUAUCCGGGCGCAUAUGAAAUGCGAAACUCAUGCUGUGAAGCUUAAGGUUGCAGAAAAAACAUGGCGUGUGAAUUUGUAUAUUAAUUUACAAAACAGCGCAAGUAAACUUUGUGGAGGUUUUACUUUAUUUCUGAGGGAAAAUGGUCUGAAGAAAGGAGAUGUUUGCAUCUUUGAGCUUAUUGGAAGGAGAAUGAUGAAUGUGCAUAUCAUCAAGCCCACAGUAUUUCUCUACCCUGCUUUAUCGUCGUAUGGGUCUGGCCACCAUUCACAGUUCCAGUUGCCGUUUAACUGGCGUCUUUUUGUGGGUUGCACUCCAACUGUUACAGAAUCUCAUAGAAAGCUGUUAAAAGUCUCGAUUUUUACAAGCCCUGAGCUUAACUUAACGAUUAUGGAAAAUGCACCCCAUUUUUUUAAGAUAAUUCUUGACAGUACCAUCCGCCAGAGGAAACUUGCUAUUCCAAGAAAGUUUGUGAAGAAAUAUGGAAAUUGUUUGUCAAGUCCUGUAAUCCUUAGUGUUCCUAGUGGUACUAUCUGGCGAGUGGAGUUGUUGAAGUGCAAUGAUGAUGUAUGGUUGGGACAAGGUUGGCAAGAUUUCUCAAAUUACUACUCUUUGGAACGUGGAAGCUUUCUUGUUUUUAAAUAUGAGGGAGAGUGCCGAUUUCACGUAGUCAUAUUCGAUAAGAGUGCUUCAGAGAUUGAGUACCCAUAUAGUAACAGCCACAAUGCAAAUCCUAAUCAUGAUGAACUUCAAGAUAUUAAGAUUGAAGAAAACGAAGAUGACAUCUCUGUCAAAGCAUUAGAUGUUCUGUCACAAUGCAAGAAAGUAGAGGAGAAAUCAACAUUCCUACAUCCUCAGUCUCGGAAGGUCAUGCAAUCAAGGUGCAAAAAGAAUGAUCGAAGGAAGGUGGGAAGGCCACCUUCAUUUCCAAUUACUUCUCAAGCUCUUGAAGCUGCCAACAAUUAUGUAGCAAAAUAUCCAUCUUUCACGGUUUUGAUGAAGCGAUAUCAUUGGGAAAAUGGCAUUGUGGUCUUGCCGUCAAGCUUUUUUGUAAGGCAUUUUGAAUGUAAAACACAGAGCAUAAUGCUUCAAAAUGCAGAUAGAUUUUGGCCUGUGAAGUUGAUCAGCUCUUCAGAUAGUACUCGAGCUUCUUUUUCUGCUGGUUGGCGUGUAUUCUCAAGGGAAAAUGCUAUAGAAGUUGGAGAUGCUUGUGUGUUUGAGCUGAUUAAGAGGAAUGUGUUGAAUGUAACAAUUUUCAGAUGUGUUGAUUGACAACUUCACAAUCUGUCAUUCUUUCCUUUUUGAAGUAUUUUGCAACGGUCAGACAUUGAAAUAAUACUGUGUUCUUUUUGUCGUCUUU
Messenger RNA from Manihot esculenta (cassava), 2252 nucleotides. Its product is annotated as putative B3 domain-containing protein Os03g0621600. Gene Ontology annotation, molecular function: DNA binding. The transcript is spliced from 8 exons. Lineage: Eukaryota; Viridiplantae; Streptophyta; Magnoliopsida; Malpighiales; Euphorbiaceae. The coding region runs from base 197 to 2164 and encodes 655 amino acids. The record is from RefSeq and is a predicted model, not a curated record.